This is a messenger RNA of Prorocentrum cordatum, 872 nucleotides long. The record is from the annotation of a GenBank genome assembly. NCBI's taxonomy places the organism in Eukaryota, Dinophyceae, Prorocentrales, Prorocentraceae.
AUGGCAGCCGCCUCGCCGCAGGGUCAAGAAGGCUGCAAGCAGGAGAAAAGGGCGCAAAGCUCGGGCCCCGCCGCCGUUGGAGGGGUAUGGGGCAGGGGCGCGCAUGCGGCCAGCCCGUGGUGCUCGCCUCCCACUACUGGGGCGUGGAGACCCGCGAGGGGGCGCGGGACGACAGGGACCAGGAGGGCCGGCGAGGGGGAGGCCCGGGCGGCGGCGGCCGCCGCCGCAGCUGCCGAGGCGGCAGCCCCCGCCGAGGGGCCGCACACCCAGGCGGAGGCCGAGGAGGUGCGGGCCGCGAGGAGGCCGCCCACGCCGCGAAGAGGCGUUGAGGAGGACGAGGAGGCGGAAGAGGACGACGAGGCCAUCGUCUUCGGGAGCUUCGGACUCUCGACGGUGCCACGCGAGGCGGGCGAAGCUAAGUCUUCUGCCCCCUUGCAGGACAGCGAGGGCCGCAGCAGGGCGCCCGCGGGGACCCAGCUGUCGCAGACGCCCUCUCCGGCACCGGCCGCGAAGCCGACGUCUGGCGCCGGUUGGCAGCCGAACCAGGUGGUGCGCUACGUCUGGGGCCAGCUGGCGCAGACGCCCUGCAAGAGGGAGCUGCCGCUCGACAGGGGCGCCAGCGAGAUCAGCACGGCGGGGGCCACAUCGAGCGCAGGAACGCCACAGAGGCGGGGCUUGUGGGUGUCGUCUGCUGCCUCGACGUCCCCCACGUCGGACAGCGACAGGCUCGGGAGGGCGUGCUUCCGGGCCGUGGUCCGCAACACGUUCAUCGACGUGGAGCAGCGGAGCGACUGCGCCACGCCCGGAUCCCGAACGUCGAGAUCGCUGAGCCCCUCGCUCUUCCGCCGGGAACCGCGGGCGGCCUCGGAGGU